Messenger RNA from Colossoma macropomum (tambaqui), 1445 nucleotides. It is a transcript of the gene rassf1, whose product is annotated as Ras association domain family member 1. Gene Ontology annotation, cellular component: microtubule cytoskeleton; nucleus. The record is from RefSeq and is a predicted model, not a curated record. Gene Ontology annotation, biological process: Ras protein signal transduction. Lineage: Eukaryota; Metazoa; Chordata; Actinopteri; Characiformes; Serrasalmidae.
AUGGCCAAGUGGGAGCUGAUUGAACUGAAGGAUUUAACCCCCAAUGAUGGGAUUGAAUUGGCAGCCCCCGGUGGACCCGCCGCAGUACCGCAGGCGUGGGUGGAGAAGGGUCCAGAGCGACUCCAGCAGUCCUUUGCGGUGCGACUGGUGGGUGAUUCUGUGAGUUUGGAGGACGUGCGGUGGGUCACUGGGAGACGAGGAGAGGGACACGACUUCCAGCCGUGCAGCUACACCCAGCUGACCUGGUGUGACCUGUGUGGAGAGUUCAUCUGGGGACUGUACAAACAGAGCCUGCGCUGCACCAACUGCAGGUACACCUGUCAUCUCCGCUGUCAGCCGUUUAUCCAGCUAGACUGCAGUUCACACCCUGAAGCUGCAGCUGGACAGCCGGACUACUGCGAGGACAUUGAGACGGACACUAACAUAGAUGAUCCAGUUGACUGGAGGAAGCAGGAGCUCUCCGUCAGUGAGAUCCAGCAGAAGGUUAAAGAAUACAACGCUCAGAUCAACAGUAACCUCUACAUGAUCCUGAAUCGUGACGGGUCCUACACUGGUUUCAUUAAGGUCCAGUUUAAGCUCUCCCGGCCUGUGUCUCUGCCGCCUCCCCGGAGCCCCUCACCUUCACCCUCUCCCUCGGGGCCGCAGGGGGCGGGGCUUACCCGCAGGACGUCCUUCUACCUCCCCCGAGAUGCGGCGAAGCACCUGCACGUCAGCUCACAGACCCGCGCCAGAGAGGUCAUCACCGCGCUGCUCAACAAGUUCACCGUGGUGGACAAUCCGGCCAAAUUCGCUCUGUUUGAGCGCAGCGAGCGCCACAGCCAGGUGUAUCUGAGGAAGCUGUGUGAUGAAGAGCGCCCUCUGCAGCUGCGUCUAUGUGCCGGCCCCAGUGAGAAAGCUCUGAGCUUCGUGCUGAAAGAGAACGAGACAGGAGAGGUCAAUUGGGAGGCGUUCAGUCUGCCUGAGCUGAGGAACUUCCUGCGGAUCCUGCAGAGGGAGGAGGAGGAUCAUGUCCGGCAGAUCGUCCAGCGCUACUCGCUGGCCCGAGACAAGAUAAAGGAGGCGCAGCGAAAUUUCAGCACCCCUGGAUGAAGAUGAGGGAGCAGAGUAGAUUAAACUGGACGCUACCUCACUGCUGGACGAAGUGUAGCUGAAGUGCUAAUGUUCAAGUCAUCGUGCCUGAAAUCCAAAGAGCUGCUGGAGGUGCACGGGUGUGUAGAUCGGCCCCUUCUGGGGAAAACACAGAGCCAGCAGAACAGGCUAGAACAGUCUAGAACAGUAAGAGGGAACCAGAGCAUGUGGGUGGAAUGGAGCGGCUGACACUACACUUGCGCUCUGUAUGAUCCAUUCUGAUGAUAUGUAUUUGUCUUGAAUGUACAGACAAGACCUUACACACUUAAUUUCAUUAAUUCUGUAAUUUAUGGCCAUUAUUAAAAAAAAUAGUUAAA